Molecule: messenger RNA, 6985 nt
Organism: Ornithorhynchus anatinus (platypus)
Lineage: Eukaryota; Metazoa; Chordata; Mammalia; Monotremata; Ornithorhynchidae
Gene: LSAMP
Product: limbic system associated membrane protein
Exons: 9
Coding region: 63-1148 (361 amino acids)
Cellular component (GO): neuron projection
Source: RefSeq, a predicted model, not a curated record
GGGGAGCGGGGGCGGGGGGUCUCGGGCCUCCCCGACCCCCGGCCCCGGGGCCCUUGGUCAGCAUGGGCGGCGGGGUCCGGCCGGCCGGGACGCGGCUGCCGCGCUUCGUCCUCAGGCUCUUGUGCCUUCUCCCCGCAGGGCUCCCGGUGCGCAGCGUCGACUUCUCCCGGGGCACCGACAACAUCACCGUCCGACAGGGCGACACCGCCAUCCUCAGGUGCUAUGUGGACGAGCAGAGCUCAAAGGUGGCGUGGCUGAACCGGUCCGGCAUCAUCUUCGCGGGGCAGGACAAGUGGUCGCUGGACCCACGGGUGGAGCUGGAGAGGCGCACGGCGCUGGAAUACAGCCUGCGCAUCCAGAAGGUGGACGUCCACGAUGAGGGCUCCUACACCUGCUCCGUGCAGACGCAGCAGCAGCCCAAGACCCUGCAGGUCUACCUCAUCGUGCAAGUGCCCCCGAAGAUCUCCAACAUCUCCUCGGACGUCACUGUGAAUGAGGGCAGCAACGUCACCCUGGUCUGCAUGGCCAGCGGCCGCCCUGAGCCUGUCAUCUCCUGGAGGCACCUCACCCCAACAGGAAGAGAAUAUGAAGGGGAGGAAGAAUACCUGGAGAUUCUUGGGAUCACGCGGGAACAGUCCGGGAAGUACGAGUGCAGAGCUGCCAACGAUGUUGCCUUAGCAGACGUCAAACAAGUCAAGGUCACUGUGAACUAUCCACCGACCAUCACAGAGUCCAAGAGCAACGAAGCCUCCACAGGGAGGCCGGCCUCCCUCACCUGCGAGGCGGCCGCGGUGCCCGCGCCGGACUUCGAGUGGUACAGAGAUGACACCAGGAUAAACAGUGCCAGCGGGCUGGAGAUCCGGAGCGUGGAGGGCCAGUCUCUGCUGACCGUCAGCAAUGUCACGGAGGAGCAUUAUGGGAACUACACCUGCGUGGCCGCCAACAAGCUUGGGGUGACCAACGCCAGCCUCGUCCUUUUCAAACGAGUCUUACCCACAAUCCCCCACCCCAAUCCAGAAAUUGGCACCACCGUGCACUUCAAGCAAACAGGACCCGGUUCCGUCAGAGGAAUCAACGGCACCAUUGCUCUGACCGUGCCGCUGUGGCUGCUGGCGGCAUCCCUGCUCUGCCUGCUCAGCAAAUGUUAAUAGAAGAAGAAUUUAAAAAUAAAAACAAAACACCGACAACACACAAAAACGCGUCAUAAAGGAGCCAGAGAGAGAGAGAGAGCGGAGAGAGAGAGAGAGAGAGAAAACUGCCCCUUCCACCCGCCGCGGGGCACUGAGCCGAGGGGAGAACCAGAGCCGCCUGGCAGAGCGGAACAAGGGAAACGAUCGUGAAGCCACAAAGCCCAUCUCAUCACCGCCGUGGGCCUGGCACGGGAAAGCUGCGGCCCCUUGCACACGUGUGUGCGCACGUGCGUGUGCCAACCGCCUCCGACCAUGCCCAGCCCAUGUCACACUAAGGACAUUCAAAUGUUUGAAAAAGCAAAAUGUCUCAUGACAUUGUUUCCCCUUCUUUUUUUUUUCUUCUUCCCUUCCCUCCUUCAUCCCUCCCCGUCUGUGAGGAGAGACCUGAUGCCACUGCUGCCACCACCGCCCUGGUUCUCCUGGGGGCAUUUGUCAGCCACCAGCCUCCCCAGGGGCCGAAUCCUAGCCACGUCCCAUCUGCAGCCGGCCCGGGACCCCGGGGGAAGGGAGGGGGGUCUCCUGCCCCUGCCCCUGCCCCUGCCCCUGCCACACCCCUAGUUUCAUUCUCCCCUCCAGCCUGCCUAAGCCUCUGGGCCACCCCCUCCCACUCCUCCUGCUGUUUCCCUUUAACCCUCCCCUAGGCUCACCCCCCACCCCCUCCCCGCAGUCCACCUCAUCAUUCUAAAUUCCUCCCCCUCUGGGUGCCCUUCCCCCCCCCCAUGGGUCUCUCUCUCCCAUGGGCGUAUGUGUGUGUACGUGAGUGGGUGUGGGUGUAUGUGUGCGCAUGCGGGGGUCCCUCUCUCUAUAAAGCAUGCCAAGGGUAUGGCUUGUGUGUACAUAGACUGUCCUGCUUUGUGCUCACCCAUAGCGGCGGGGGCCCAGGGGUGGGGGGAGGGCACUUGUGCUUCAUCCUGAGGGUGGGGGGUGGGAAGGGGGCAGAUGGGGCCAGGCAGACUGCACAGAAAAGAAAGGGCAGACAGACCCAACUGAUGUGGGCUCUUUCCAACAUGUUUGAAAGCCCUCAGACCUGGUUGGAGGCUGGGAUGGGUGGAACUGGGAGCCCAAUCCUGACAGACAGCUCUGGGAGAAACACUGGGGUCCGUGGACACUGGCCCCAUCACCCCCAAGACUGGGGCCGGGGAUACCAGCCCCGUCACCCCUAUGGCUCUGGGUCCAGUGUAGCUGAAUCCCAGGCACCGGGGGCACGGCUGUUGAAUUUUGCCUUGAAUUACAUUGGAUCAACCAACUUCAGAAAGCCCAUCCCCACACCUGCCAUCCCUCUCCCUCUGCCCCGCCACCCCCACCCCUACUGGCUCUUCCCCAGCCGGCGUCGGGCAGGGAGCCAUCACGUGAUGUCAGUGUCUGUUCCAAUGGGAACGAGAGCUCCGUAUUGUACUGUGCCAAUCAAUACUGAACCUGCUGUGGAUUCACUCUGUUACACUGUUACUGAAAGUGCCUAAAUCGGGGUGGGGUGGGGGGCAGGCAGAGCCAACUCAGUGCAGCAGAGGGGCCCCCGGAAGGCUGGCACUCAGCACUUACCCUGGGUCUCCCUAUGUCCAUCCAUGCUCCGCCUGCUCCUGGGCAGGGUAAGGAAAGAAACCAUUUUGUGGCUUUUUGUUCGAUGUGAGCACACUGUGGUAUCGGGAAGCAGCAGGCCAAUCGGCCAGAUGCCUUCCCCUCCCCCGGCCCACUGACCGGCUGAAACUAAAAUGACCCUCUGCUUGGUGACCGCCCGACCCUUCCUCCUGUCCCUUCACUGGGGAGCAGGGAUCGGGGGGAGAGCGGUCUCUGGUUAACACUCACUUGGUGAGUAAGCCGAGGUCUUGGGGGCAAUGAGGAAACCUGGGGAGGUGCCCCUGGCUAGCCCAGCCAAAUACUGGUUCAGAGGUCAGGGCUGGGGUGGGCAAGCAGUGGGAGGGAGGGGAGAUCUCAGUGGCCUCCUUUGAUGGGGAGGGCCGGCAAGGAGGUCUAAUCAUAGCUGGACCACAGCCUGACCAAAGCUGGAUGGCUUUAGGCUUGGGGAGAGGCAGCAGGGUGUCCCUAGCCAGGGUCCAAUCUGGUCAGGGUGGCACUGACCCGAGGGCACCCCAGCCCUCUGCAACCCGAGUCAUGCCCAAAAUGAAGCAAAGAGGAAGAGUUCCCUGAGAUGACCAUGCUCAAGGAGAUAGAGGCUAGACUGAGGCUGCCAGCAACCAAGUAGAGAAGGAAAAGUGCUUUGGUCCCCACAGAUCUCAGAAGGGUCAGGGUGGGCCCCAGUGGUGAUCCAGGGGGCUGGGCAGGCCAGCCAGACUGGGGCCACAUUGGACCAAACCAUGCUCUCUGGGCCCCGGUCUUGGUCGCUGCAGAUACCUGAAGAGAAGGUCAGGGAGCCAAGUGGGCAGCCCCAGGGAAGGCAGUUACUCCUUUGCCAUUCUCUCUCAGGAGCCCAGAGCCCAGAAGAGCGGGGUGCGAGGGCCUGGGGAGGGCUGACGGACGCUGACGGAGGCCGGCAUGGGGUGACAUGGGUAGUGUGGGCCUAGGUAGGCUGAUUGGGCCAACAUGGACUUAUGUUGGCCGAGAGCUGCAGAAUCCAUCCUGAGGAAAAGGGUCCAGCCACUGGGGUUUUCUUGGCCCCCCCGAGUCAUUGGCCUGGUUCCACAGAAGCUACUGGAGGCCACAGUUGGGGAAGGCAUGAACUUCUCCCAUGGUGAUUCAAGGCAGGAGGGAGAGAGAGGGAGCUUGUGUGCCAGGGAGAUGGGGAGGAACCAGAUUGGAGGGGCAGGGAGAGAGUGUGUUAUGACCUUUAACCCCAGAGAGAGUUGCUCCUCUGACUCCCGCCUUCCUGGAAUGCAGAAACUGAGUCUGCGAGGGCUGAGGGCCUAGUGGGAUGGCUGGUCGACCUCCAGGCUGGGGUGGAACAGCCGACCAUCACGCACCUGCUCGGCUGGAUCACCGAGAACAGCCUGGGAAACCCCUUUGACAGACCGGCAGGCCGAGAGUCACCCCUGCUUCCCGAGUCUCCCUCCCCUUAUUGCCGGACUUGGAGACAAGAAGGGUGGUGGGGUAAUCUCCUAGGAGACAUUGUCAUUGCGAGAGGCCAGCCCCUUCCCCUAGCCCUUUCCCAGUCCAUGCCAUUACCUACACACUCGCUUCCCUCCCUCCUGCUCAAUUGCUCCCUCUCUGCCUCCCUUUGUCUCUCUCCUCGUUGUCCCCUCCUGACCACAGGCUCCCAUACUCCCAGGAUUUCUUCAGAUUCCCGUUGCCAUUCUCCCCAUUGCUUGGGGAUGAUCCAAUCUGUUUCUCUUCCAAGUGUCUGUCAGGUUUUUUUUUUCCUUUGCAUGGGCAAGCUGGGCUGGAUUGUGGUUUAGGGAUUGCUCUGGAGUUGGAGGCAGUCCUGCCAGCUUGUAUGUGCACUGGGGCCAGAGGUCAAGGGAGAUUAGGGAUCAGGCUAGUUUAGGCCGAGGUGGCAUAGGCCAGGAUGGUUUGGGGCUGAUAACGUGGGCUGAGGAGGUUUGGGGCUGGUGGUGAGGGCCAGGGUGGCAUAGGCUUGGGUGAUUUGAGCUGGUGGUAUUCCCUGCGUUUGGCAUACAAUCCCAGUGAGCACCAGUGGGCACCAGUCUCCUACCACUGGGGGUGCCAAUUUGAAUGUAGAAAACGGCCGGUGGCAGACCCCAACUGUGCCAGUGUCUGUUCUUCUGGGUCCCUGAACUGUCUGCCCCCAAUCCCAAUCAGAGUUCCAUGUGAGUUCUGCAUGUCUGCUGAGGGCUGGUAGCCAAACUGGGCCCUGUACUGAGUGCUUGGUGUUGUACUGAAGGCCAGUAAGGCUGUGCAGGGCUUUGAAGGGGGCCGCCCUGCUCGCCUACAUCCGGAUUUCCACUCCACACAAUUGCAUCCCUGGAGCCGAUUGGCCAGUUGGGUUCCAGGAUCUGGGAAAUCCAUGCAAAAUCUCACUGGUAAACCCAGUGUAUGUCCAGGCAGCCCCAUUAGUCAAAUCAGGCCUCCACCCAGGGAACCCUGAAACUCUGGAAGUAAUCUCAGGGCAAAGGGAAGAUGAGUAGCAUUGCAGAGAGCCAAGGGCCAGCACCCACUUUGCAGUUUUUUGAAUGUUUCCAAGAGCUCAGUACAGUGCUCUCCAGACAGAGGGUGCCUCAGUGCACACAGUAAGCGCCCUGUACAAUGCUCUGCUGACAGUAGGUGCCUAAUACAGUACUUCAUCCCUGCGGCCUCGUGCCUUCUCCUCUGUCCUCUUCCAUCCCUCUGCCUCGGCUCCAGACUCCUGGAUCCAUUGGUGGUGGUGGCGAGGGGAAGUGGAGGGCAGCCACAAAACUAGCAAAGACAUCAAGGUAGGGGGUGGAGAGAUGGUAUCCAGUCCAGCAGAGAGCUGGGACAGAUCAUAGCUGGUCUAAGAACAGGGAGAGAUUGUAGCCACUCCAGGUGUGGGCGGGGAGAAAUUAUAGCCAGUCUAGGCCAGAGCAGGGAGAGAUUAUAACUGGUCCAGGUGUGGGAAGAGGGGUUGUAGCCUGUUUAGGCUGGAGCAGGGAAAGAUUGUAGCCAGCCUAGGCAGCAGUAGGGAGAGAUUGUAGCCGGUCCAGUUGUGGGCAAAGAGAUUGUAACCAGUCUAGACUGGAGCAGGGAGAUAUUGUAGUUGGUCUGGGCUAAGUCAGAGGGACUCUAGCCAGCCUAGGCUGGAGCAGGGAGAGUUUGUAGCCAGUCCAAGUGUGGACGGAGGGAUCAUAGCUGGUCUUGGCUGGAGAGGAAGAGAUUGUACCAGUUUAAGCAGGAGCAGGGAGAGAUUGUAGCUGUUCCAGGUGUGGGUGGAGGGAUUGUAACCAGUCUAGGCUGGAGAGGUUGGGUUCUAACCAUAGAAAGUGGAUUAAGGCGAACAUAGAGAGGGGGUAUCCCAGUGAACUGGGUUCAACUCAUCCCAUCUUCAACCCCUCCACCCUUCCCCCUGCCCUGUCUGCCUGGUGAAGAGGUCAACCCUGUCCCAGGGCUGGGAGUCUGUGGUUUUGGCCCCUAUCCACCGGGCCCAUUAUCCUCAGAGGGGGUGGCUGUGUCCCACGAGUGAGUCCAUUUGGCUACACGAAUGCUGAACGGGCACAGCUUGCUCCCAGAAACCUGCCUCUCCACCCUUUCCACAGGCAUGUCUCCAUCUCUGUCAUCCCCCUGCCCUCACCCCGGUCAUUGACUUCAGGAAGGUAAGAAGGGUUUGGAUCCCAUCCAGAUGCCCCCGUUCCUUUCCCCUGGGACCCUGGACUUUGUCCCUUGCCCCCUUGCUCCUCGCCAGCCUGGCUAGAAGGUUGAGGUGGGAGCCAGGGGUGGGGCUGGAGCAGCCGCAUACAGGCACUCACACACACACACACACACACACACACACACACACACACACACUCCCAUGCCAUGCCACAGAAGCGUCUGGAGCCCUGAUCCCGGCCAACCUUCCCCUGGCUGACUGUGGUCCCUCAUCAAAACAUUUCCAAACAUGGGUUCUGUCUCCCCCAGCCACCACAGAGCCCCAAGCUGACCUACUUGGACAAGGCUGCCCUCGGCCAUCUGGGGGGCUGGCCCUCCCCACUUUGGGGGACUGGAGUCCGGUGGGAUUGGGCAGUUUUGGGGCCCACCCCGGCCCCCAGAGAGAGCUCUGCGGAGGAAAAUCAAAGCUCAGUGUGUCAAAAAAAAAUCAAAGUCAAAAAGCUUUUUUUAUUUUUCUUUUGAGAUGUAUUUAAAUUCUGUUUCUCUCUUCUGUUAUUUUACACGUAUGAAUGCUCUGCUCUUCUGUGAUCUUCAAACAAAAAGAAAUAAACGUGGAAAGGAGA